AAAAAAAAAAAUUUUUAAGGGAGCAGGAGGCGAAAAGAUAAGCAAUUGGCGGAUAAAGGUUCUAGUCCGCAAGAACUUGGGAGCAUGCACCCGUGCUUUUCCGACUAGCCGCCGCUUCUUGCAGCCGACCGGGGGUUGCCUUUUUUGCAAAAUCGCCCCUCCGAGGCGUGCCGUUCGCUGUUCUUUCACUUCUGGGAAACCGACAUGGACAGAAAACAAGAUCCUAAAGGAUCCUCGGAAAAGCGGAAAGGAGGGCCGAAGAAGAAACGGCCGCCCCUCUUGAGCAUGCCAUCAGCAAACAAACAGUCAUCCGUCCCCCCAACACCUCCAAGAAACUUGGAUUCCAGGACUUUCAUUACUGUUGGUGAGAAGAACUUUGAAGUAGAGGCCGACGACUUGGUGAGCAUUUCGGAGUUGGGAAGAGGAGCUUACGGUGUAGUGGAGAAAGUGUAUCACGCGCAGAGUGACACCACCAUGGCUGUGAAGAGAAUCCGAGCCACUGUGAAUUCUCAGGAGCAGAAGAGGCUGGUGAUGGACUUGGACAUUUCCAUGAGGACCGUGGACUGCUUUUACACCGUCACGUUCUACGGAGCCCUUUUCAGAGAGGGUGAUGUGUGGAUCUGCAUGGAGCUAAUGGAUACGUCUCUGGAUAAAUUUUAUAAGAAGGUCCUGGAAAAGAAGAAGACGAUCCCAGAAGACAUACUUGGGAAAAUAACCGUGUCUAUUGUCCGAGCCCUGGAGCAUUUGCAUAGCAAGCUGUCUGUGAUUCACAGAGAUGUGAAGCCGUCCAAUGUCCUUAUCAAUAAACAGGGACAUGUCAAAAUGUGUGACUUCGGGAUCAGUGGAUACUUGGUAGAUUCCGUGGCGAAGACCUUGGAUGCUGGUUGCAAACCUUAUAUGGCACCAGAGAGAAUAAACCCUGAGCUGAACCAGCAGGGAUACAAUGUGAAAUCGGACGUCUGGAGCCUGGGCAUCACCUUGAUUGAAAUGGCCAUUCUCCGAUUCCCGUACGAAUCCUGGGGCACCCCUUUCCAGCAGCUGAAGCAAGUGGUGGAAGAGCCCUCGCCUCAGCUGCCUGCUGAGCAUUUCUCACAGAACUUUGUGGACUUCACAGCCCAGUGUUUGAGGAAGAAUCCUGCCGAACGAUUGAGUUACGUGGAGCUCAUGGCUCACCCGUUCUUCACUAUGCACGACACCCGCGAGACUGAUAUGGUCUCCUUCGUCACAGAAAUCCUCGGAGAAGACUCCUAAAGUCUCACGGACCUCGCCAUUGGAACAAAAGAACCAGCCCUGCCUUCUCCUGGCGGGGAGAGAAAACGGAAUAAGGAUUUUUAUAGCAUCAACUGUGGUUUGCACAAAAGAGAAUGAAUGUCUUCGCUGCUUCCUUACCCCCCCCCCCAAAAAAAUAAUUUUUCUCUUCCCUCCCACCCCCUUUCUCGGCAUCAUGCUGGACUUAGAGCGAUUUUAUUAUUAUUAUUUAACAAGAGGCCUCCUAUGAAUGACAUGUUUUUGACACGUAGAAGUCUUCGAUCCCAACUGUAGCCACGCACAAUCUGCUUUAAGGGUGAGAGUUUGCUGUCGCUGCUCUCCCUCGGGUGGGUUUUGAUAGAAGCACGUUGUGUUGCUUUUAAAACCAGGCGCUUUUUUGAAAUGCGGCUGUGUGUGUGUGUGUGUGUGUGUGUAUGUAUGUAUGUUUGUGUGUCUAUGAGCAUGUGUACUUCUGCUUGGAGAGACCUGAGCCCAUCCAAAACUGCAUUAAUACAAAAAUCACAGCGGCCACAGAAAUGUCACCUGCCGCAGGUUAACCAGCAGAGCUGCGGGGCUGGUUGUUUUUUCAGGUGGUGUCAUUUCAUCUUGCAAGCGGCAGAUUGCAUUAAAAAAAAA
Messenger RNA from Lacerta agilis (Sand lizard), 1884 nucleotides. RefSeq names its product mitogen-activated protein kinase kinase 3 (gene MAP2K3). Gene Ontology annotation, molecular function: MAP kinase kinase activity; ATP binding. Gene Ontology annotation, biological process: MAPK cascade; protein phosphorylation. The coding region runs from base 205 to 1251 and encodes 348 amino acids. Lineage: Eukaryota; Metazoa; Chordata; Lepidosauria; Squamata; Lacertidae. The record is from RefSeq and is a predicted model, not a curated record. The transcript is spliced from 13 exons.